Arabidopsis thaliana (thale cress) is the source of this 867-nucleotide messenger RNA. RefSeq names its product Heavy metal transport/detoxification superfamily protein. Lineage: Eukaryota; Viridiplantae; Streptophyta; Magnoliopsida; Brassicales; Brassicaceae. The coding region runs from base 429 to 752 and encodes 107 amino acids. Gene Ontology annotation, molecular function: metal ion binding. The record is from RefSeq and is marked reviewed. The transcript is spliced from 2 exons.
CACACAUUCCCUAUAAUUUGUCAAAGCCUCCCUGAAAAAUAAACAAACCUCUAGAUACAUAAACAAUAUUUAUACAUAACAUUUACAGCAAACUCGCCGGCUUGGCUCUGCCGUGUGACGGCAAUGAAGGAGCCAAUGAUGCGAAGGCGCACCCUCAUGCUCUGCGAGAAACUCUCACUUCCAUCGGUACGUUAUACAUUCAUAUACUUAGACUUCUCUUCUAUCAAUCACUUCAUGCAUCUUUCAGUUCUUCUCUCUCUUUUCCAUUUUUGAAGUUCUUUUGUUUUCUUCUCUCUAAUUUGAAAGCUAAUGAAUGAAAAUAUUUGGUUCCCUGAGUCUAUGUAAGUUGUCUUGAGUGAAACCAUCGUUGUUGUUGGAUCAUCACUUUGUUUUUUUUUUAAUUGGUGUGACAUGUAUAUAGAAUUUAUAUGUUGAGCAAAAUAUUAACUUUGGGAGGCCAAAAACAGUUUCAAGUGAUAGAGAUAAACGCAGAUGUGGGAUGUGUUGCUUGUCAAGACAGAGUCUCUAAGAUUGUCUCCAAGAUGACCGGAAUCGAAGAGUACGUGGUUGAUUUGAAGAAGAAGUUGGUCAUGGCACGAGGUGACUUUAGGCCACGUUUGGUUUCUUCUCAACAACAAGUCAAGGACGUUGUCUCUCAAACUCCUUCUCAAAACGCCAAACGCCUUUUGCGACCUCUAAAAAUAUUCCUUCGUUCCAUUUUCUCUCUUUGUUUACGUCCAACUACAUUAUAACAUCCUCACUUACUACAAAACGCAUCAAUAGUUGUACAAAGUUAUUAAUAUCUAGAGUGAUUUUUUUGUGGUACAUAUCAUAAAUUUGUCUUUUCUUUUAAAUUAUUUUGUUGCA